Molecule: messenger RNA, 6817 nt
Organism: Pelagomonas calceolata
Lineage: Eukaryota; Pelagophyceae; Pelagomonadales; Pelagomonadaceae
Source: the annotation of a GenBank genome assembly
AUGACGCACGCGGCGCGCGGUACGGACGAUACUAUGAACCUGGACGAGACGGUGACCACACCGCCCGAGAGCGAGUCGCGAGCCGAUGCUCCCGGUCCGACGUGGCCCCCGCGGCCGCGGGCGUCGGGCGGCCAGCGCUGGACCGACAGCGACAGCAUCAAGCUCAAGGUCGCCUACGACAAGAGUCCGAGCAACUGGACGCUCAUCGCCGCGCAGUUCGACAACCGCACGCCGGGCGCGUGCCGCGACCGCUACCGCACGAUGUACGACGAAGCCGACUCGGAGUCCAAGUCCGACGAGAAGCGCGGGCCCGCGGCGGCGCCCGCCGGCGAUCAGCCGCCGAAGAAGAAACGGCCGCCCAGGUGGACGCCGGGCGAGGACGCGGAGCUGCGGCGCCUCCACGCGGAGCACAGUAAGACCCCGUCCAAGUGGGACGUGAUCGCGGCGGCGAUCGGCACGCGACGAACAGCGUCAGCGGCCGAGCACCGGUGGGCGAUUAUCAAGAACAAGAACGCCACGGCGCCGGCGGUCACGCGCGCGCUCGCGGCGUCGGACGACGACGUGGCCUCCUCGGACUCGCCGACGCCGACGCCGCCGUCGGCCAACGAGGCGCCGCGGCUCGCGGCGCAAACAUCAGUGGACUUGCGCGAGGCGCGGCCACCAGUGGACCCUUCGAUAAGGGCUACGGUCGAGCGCAUGGUCGCACAGACUGCAAAACCGGACGAGACGCCGUCCGCCGCCGCGACCGCGUGGAUUUCACGGUCCGAAGGCGACGCUGCCGACGCGGCGUCGGAGACGAUCGGACGCCUGGGAAUCGACCUCGUGUCGACCAUGGCGCGGCCUCCGCUGCCGCCGAGACGCCCGCACGAGCCUCCGCGAAAAACCUCAAAGCCCGGCCCCUGGUUCCAGUUCUGGCUCGAGAACGACGCGGCGGCGUCGGAGGAGUUUUGGAAGACCCUGGGCGAAACCGAAAAGCGGCCGAUCCGCGUGCUCUGGACGCGCAAGUACGAGGAGAGCUUACGGGCUUCGGGCCAGAGCCCCCGACUCGAAGCGCCGCCGGCGGUACCGCUCGCGACGCAGCAGCGGACCAAGGGCGCCACGACGCCUGACACUGUAUCUGAGUCGGUGCCCGCGCGGGACGAGACGAGCUCGAAGGUGCGCUCUUGCCCGGACUCCGCCGACGAGUCCGAGAAGGAAGCUACCCCACGUGUGUGGGCUCUGUUCGAGGCGGAUCCAGGUAUCCAACGGUGGUGGGGCGGGACAGUCGUCGGCGCGAGCGGCUCCGGAGCUUCGCGUGUUCUUGAUAUUGUGUUUGAUGACGGCGAGCGGCUAGGCAUACUCGAGCAGCGUGUGAAGACGGAGCAGCCCAUGCCGCUGCCCAUCAAUACCCCAACAGCGGCAGCCAAGAAACUUCUCCGAAAGCUCUCGGGCCGGCGGCCGAGGAAGCGGGCGCGGCGCUCUACGCCUGUCGCCACCCACGGCCGCUCGACGCGGACGAGACGCGGGCCAGCAAAAUCCUACGCCCAAUCCGAUAGCGAUAGUGAUGACGCUGCCGAACGGCCGCGUCCGCCGCCGCGUUCGCCGGGGCCGCUCCCCAAAGACUCGACGUGCUGCAUUUGCCUCGACCCGGUUCUGCGCCGGCGCGACGCGAUCAUCUUCGAGUGCGAGCAUUUCGUUUGCAAGAGCUGCUCGUCUGAUUUGGCCCGGCACACGGCCGAAGCCGGCGCCGUCUCGACGCGGCGCGGCGUCUCGGUGGCGUGUCCACUUUGUCGGCGGCGGGCGAAGCUCGAGAUCUCUAACUAACUUUGGUUGUUUGAAUAGAUCUCGCUGGUCUAGUGACUAUAUUGAUCUAGGCCGCGAGGCGCCUGAGUCUUUACAAAGCUCGCUCUGCGGUGCUACAAACGCUGCAGACGUGCCAGCAUUCGUGGCCACAGCUACGAUCAAGAUCUCUGGCGGGCGGCCUUGCUCGGUGCCGUACGAGCACAUAUCAGUGAAGUUCGGCUGGUGCCUCCUGUGGUGGGCAUCGACGUUCGGGCGACGCGCGCUGAUGGACGACCUAGACGCGUGGCUGGGGACGAGCCUGGGACCUGAAAACCUUCGGGCCGAGGUAAGACAGGCCUGCGGAGGGUCCUUGGAAGAUCUGCAAUCGUGCGAGCUCGAGGAUCUCGAGAGCGAACUGUCGCUGAGUACGUGGCCGCCGCUAGAACGACAACGCUUUUUGAGGGCGUGGCGCGAACUGAGAGGGGAGAACGACGUCGACGACGCCGACGACGCCGCGCUUGACGACGCCGCGGCCGACACGGACGAGGACGAGCCGGCGGAAGCGCCGCAGCCGCCGAGCCCGGCGCCGGCGCCGGCGCCGGAACCAGUGAGCCCGCCGCCGCCGGCCUUACCCGCACCUGCUGAGGGACCGCGCUACCAGGUCGGCGAUCAAGUAGAGGCGAGGUGGAAGGGCGGCGAGCGGUAUUACCCUGCGCUGGUCCUGGUCGCCCGCGUGGACGGCAGCGUCGACCUCCGCUACACGGACGACGACACGGAGAGCCGCGUGCACCCCUCGCUGCUGCGACCGCUAUCGCGCCGGCGGGGCCGGGCGCGGCGAGCGCCGCCGCCGCCCGCGCCGGUUGCGGAGUCCUCCGACGCGGAGUCGGAGCCUGCGCCGGCCGAGCCCGAGCCCCUUGCUUCGCCGAUGGCGGAGGAGCCGUCCGACGCCGAGUCGGAACCCGCGGAGCCCGCCCCUUCGCCGAUGGCCGAGGAAGAGCCCGUCGCGCCGGAGUCGGAGCCUGCAGCGCCGCCCGCGCCCAUGCCGGAACCGAUGGCCCCGGAGUCUGACGAGCCCACGGCGCCCGCGCGACCGCCCACGCCAGAACUAGACGUCAAAGCGGGAAAGGAGCGCUCCCGGCGGGAGCAGAGCGAGAUGGACCGGGCGCUCGAGGCCGGGCGCGCCGCGGCGCUUGCGGCCGCGGCGGCGGUUGACGCAGCCGAGGGGUCCGCGGUCGAGGCGACGUCGAACGCGUCGGAGGCCGUUGCGGCGGACCGCGCGGCGGCCGGCGACCGGGCCGUCGCCGCGGCCGCCGGCGCGCGUGCCCACGCGGCGGGGUCGUGUCGCACGGCCACCGCGACGGUCGUCGACGCGCUGGACAAGGCCGAUGCUCUGCCGGCGCCGGUCGCGACGACCGAGCCCGAGGCGACGGAGCCGCCACCAAUCUCCACGCCGGCGGUAGAGCUGGCGCCGCCCGCCGCCGCGCGGACGCCGUCGCCCGCGCCCGUGGCGCCCGACGAGCCGGCGCCGAUGGACACAACGCCGUCGCCGGCCCAUGACGCGCCGGCCGCGGCCGCGAGCGCGAUGGACGUCGACGCGACGGAGACCGCGAGCGUCCUGGACCGCCUCAGAGCGGACAUGGUGCGCACCGUCGACAUUGCGAGUCGACACAAUCGCCCGCCCAACGUAGACUGGCGGAUUGGGCACACCUACAGCUUCCUAGGGGCAAUGCAUGCCCUGGGCGCCGACACCAGGGCGACGCUCGCUGAAGCUCUUAUCAGGGGCCGUCGCGGCGAGAUUGAGCCCAGCACCGCGCGGCGGGCCGUGGCUCGGAUCCUCGACGGGAAUCUCAGGACGCUCGAGCGCUUCCAGCACACGCUCAGGCAAAUUAGCGCGCCGAUCGCGUCCGCGGCGACAGUGUCGUGGUACGAUCCAGCCUCCGGCGUCGAUCUGUACGCGUAUGCUACUUGUGGUGCUGCAGCGAAAGAAUGGGGCGUGCGCGACGUGGACAUCCGCGGAUGCGUCGAGGGCAACGUGGACACAGUCAACGGACUGCAUUUUCGACGGCAGGCGCGCUGGCCUGUCCCUCCGGGCGCCGAACGCGUGAGCGAGGGCGUCUAUCGCGUCGGAGACGAUCGGUACCGCGUGCAGCUCGGCCACGACUGGGGCUUCCUCGGAAACUUUGAUAGUGCUGGAGCAGCAGCGCUGGUGCAUGCAGGAGGGUGGGAGCGGCUGCGACACGCGCGGCGCAGCCUCGAGGCGCACACUCUUCGGCAGCUGACCGAGGGCGCUACGGUUGACCUCAGCGGGUGCUACGUCUUGCUGCGGCGAAUCGCCUCAGGCACGAGUUUCCCGACGGCCUUCGCGGUGCGCAAACACCGGGUCCCGUUUGCGCCGUUCGACGGGCCCCACGACGCCUACUUCGUCUCUCGGCGUAGGGGGCGGGAGAUUCCCUACGGCACGGAACUGUUGAACGCCCACGUGCAGCGACUUGAACGGGAGCUCACGUGGUGGGAUCCGCGGGACCGGUCUCGGGGCCUCUGCGCGCAACGGCUCGUCGCGCGCGACGGCAACCAACAAUACCACGGAUACCAGUACCAGCUUGUACGGCGGGAUGGCGACGCCGCCGCUGUCGAUGGCGCCGACGCCUCGCUCGUGCAGCUCUGGCGGCGUACGGCUGUCCCGGCGCCCGUGGCGCCCGCGGUACCGCCCCCACCCGCCGAUUGGGCCCAGUGUGCUGCGUGCGACAAGUGGCGAGUCCUACCGGCCAACGUUUCAGCCGCCACAUUAUCGGACGACUGGAAGUGUGGCGACAUCGGCCUUUCGUGCUCCACGGUGUGAAAAUCACGAACUGACGUCGCGUCGAUGGCGUGGAGCGAGACGAUGAUUCCGCGCAGGUGUUCGAAGGUCGCGUGCUCGCUCGAGGACGCCGACUGUGCGUGUCACCGACGCGGGUGGGACGGCGAAGUGGUGCUGCUCACUUCUGCGGGCGCCAUCACCGCGACGUACUGCUCGCCCGCGGGCGCGGCGGCCGCGCACGGUAUGACGUGGCAGGACGCGCAGCGGCGAUGUUCGUCCAAAGCCUUGACGAAAGCGAAGAUCGAGUCUAGUACUCCGCCCAUCCUGCGCUACGCGACGGCGUGGGAUGGCGAAAUCAAACGGCGCGAGGCAGCUAAGGCCGCGACCGAGAAGCGCAAGGUUGCCCAGCAGGCCGCUGCCGCCCGGCAAAAAGACGCGGCGGCAGCGGCUGCCGCCGCGGCGGCCGCGAUGGCCGCGCUACGAAAGCCGGCGGAGUGGGCGCAGUGCUCGUCGUGCGAACGGUGGAGGUUACUACCGGAGGGAGCUUCGGCGGCCAGCGACGCCGCUUGGACCUGUGCUGACGUCGGCGUCUCCUGCGAGAAGGUGCAGUGUUCGGCGGAAGACCCGGAGUGCGAAUGUCACGCGCCCGGCGUUGAUAGAGCUGUCGUGUCUGUGUCGCCGGAAGGUCGCAUUGUUGAAACCUACUGUUCACCUUCUGGGGCCGCGGCUGCGCUUGGCAUGGCUCGGAGCCGCGCCGCCGAGUGCUUAAAUACGAGACAGGUCUCCAAGGUCAAUAAUGUGCUGCGCUAUGCGAAAGACUGGGCCGAAGAAGUCCGAAGCCGUAAAGCGGAGGCGCGGCCGCGCGUUACGUGCACCUUGUGCCGCAAAGUGCGCGUCGUACCGCCGGGUAUUACGAUCGAGGACGAGGAGGACUGGAAAUGUGACGAUGCGCCCGAAAACUGGUUCGCCGCCUCAAACACUUUAAUGAGGCGCCAGCGCCUAUCGUGCGAGACGCGCGAGUGCUCCACUGGCCAGCCGUUCUGCUCGUGUCAGGCAAAUAUGGGCCGCGGCGUCGAUCAGACGCGUGAUGAUGGCGUCAUCGUGCGACACUGUAGCGUCGCCGCGUGUGCGAGGGCAUUGUACCCUGACGCGCCCGACGCCGAGCUCUGGAAGUCAAAUGUCGUCUCGUGUAUCGAGAAGGGCAAACCGUACGCCUACGAUAAGGACAACGACGAAAAGGGAAGGGCGUUCAAGGGCUCGACGUUCUCGUGGGCGAGGAGUGACUGUGCGUAUUGCCUAAGCGGCGCGAAUCCGGAGACGAUAUUAUUGUGCGACGGCUGGAAUUGCGCCAAUGAGGCCCAUUUCCAUUGUGCAGGGUUAGAUGCGAUCCCGAGUGGCAAAUGGUUCUGCUGCGAGGCGUGUGAGGCGAACCCGGCCCCGGAAGUUAGGUCGCGGAGCGCGCCGACGGGCGAUAGGCGGGGUCGGUGCGGCGCCUGCGACGGCUGCCUCGCAGACGAAUGUGGAACGUGCAAGUGGUGCCUCGACCAGACGAAGCGCGGUGGCGCGAACACGCUCCGAAGGCCGUGCAUCUUUCGUCGCUGCGAGCAAGUAUACGAUGACUCGAAGGCCAGGUUCCGCGCGGCGCGGGGCUCUACCGCGGCGACCGCGCCCGCCGAGGAGCCCGACGAGCCUGGGCCGGGUACGCGCGUCUGGGCGCUGUUCGACGACGACAGCUUGCCUCAGAGUUGGUGGGGCGGGACGAUUAUCUCCAUUAGUGGCGUCGCCGAGGAAAUGAGGUAUGAGGUCGUGUUCGAUGAUGGCGAGCGGCAGGGCGUCUACGCUGCGCAUGUUUUUCACUCGCCGCCGGACGACCCGUUGCCCGUCUCCGGCCCGAAUGCCAAAGCGAAAGCUGUGCUGGAGAAGGCGCUGCCGAAGAAGAAAACACCGGCGCCACGGAAACGGCCAGCCCCGAAGCGGCCGGCGGCGGACUCCCAGCCGCCAUCUCAGCCGCCGCGGCCGCAGAUGCCGACCGGGAAUUGUCCGGUCUGCUACGAGCCGUUCCGGUCCGGUGAAGUGAAAUCAUUCAAUUGCGGGCACCAUUUAUGUACUACUUGCGGCGAAGCGCUUGCCCGGCACAAGGCCGAGCAGGGCGUGAACACGACGCGACAGGGCGUCCAGGUCUCGUGCCCACUGUGUCGGAAGCGGGCACGCGUUGGACUGGCGUAGUAAUGAUAUGUUGGUUGUUAUUCAUCACCCCUA